This is a messenger RNA of Lolium rigidum, 1957 nucleotides long. RefSeq names its product L-gulonolactone oxidase 2-like. Gene Ontology annotation, molecular function: D-arabinono-1,4-lactone oxidase activity; FAD binding. The record is from RefSeq and is a predicted model, not a curated record. The transcript is spliced from 2 exons. Lineage: Eukaryota; Viridiplantae; Streptophyta; Magnoliopsida; Poales; Poaceae. Gene Ontology annotation, cellular component: membrane. Bases 1 to 1797 code for a protein of 598 amino acids.
AUGAGCAAGCUCAAGUUAGUGCAGCUCGAGGUCCUGAUCUUCAUGGUCGCUGUUACCACUAUAGUGCCGGCAGCUGAUCGGGCCGUCGCUAGCCCCCCACCGGACCCCGUGCAGUGCUCGUCCGGUGGCGGCACGGCUGACUGUACCGUAUCGAGCGCAUACGGCGUGUUCCCGGACCGGUCGACGUGCCGCGCGGCGGCCGUAGUCUACCCUUCCUCCGAGGAGGAGCUGGUGCGCGCGGUGGCAAACGCCACGGCGAGCAAGACCAAGAUGAAGGUGAUCACCAGGUACUCCCACAGCAUGCCGCAGCUCGCCUGCCCCGGUGACGGCGACGGGCAGGGCCUCGCCAUCAGCACCAGGUGGCUCAACCGCGUUGUGGCCGUGGACGCCGCCAGGAUGGAGAUGACGGUGGAGAGCGGCAUCACGCUGCGGGAGCUCAUUGCGGAGGCGGCCAAGGCCGGGCUCGCGCUGCCCUACGCGCCCUACUGGUGGGGGCUCACCGUCGGCGGCAUGCUCGGCACCGGCGCGCACGGCAGCUCGCUCUGGGGGAAAGGCGGCGCCGUGCACGAGUACGUCGUCGGGGUGAGGAUAGUCACGCCCGCGCCGGCCGCCAACGGCUACGCCAAGGUGCGGGUGCUCACGUCCGCCGACCCGGAGAUGGACGCCGCCAAGGUCUCCCUCGGCGUCCUGGGUGUCAUCUCUCAGGUGACUUUGGCACUACAACCUCUGUUCAAGCGCUCGACGACCUUCUCCGAGCGGGACGACGAUGACCUCGCAGAGCAGGUGGCCAAGUUCGGCUACGAGCACGAGUUCGCUGACAUCGCCUGGUACCCAGGUCACGGCCGAGCGGUGUACCGUAUAGAUGACAGGCUGCCGAUGAACGCUUCCGGCAACGGCAUCCUCGACUUCAUUGGCUUCCGAGCCACCUCGACGCUGCUGAUCGGAGCAAACCGGGUGGCGGAGGAGCUCUCCGAGCGGGCGGGCAACGGCAGCAGCAAAUGCCUGACGUCGAGAGUGACCCACGCAGCGCUCACGGCGGCCGGGUACGGCCUGACGCGGAGGAGGGGCUGGCUCUUCACGGGGUACCCGGUGGUCGGGCCACAGGACCAUAUGCAGGCGUCCGGCGGCUGUCUGAUGGGGCCGGAGGACGCGCUCCAGACGUCCUGCCCGUGGGAUCCUCGCGUGAGAAGCUCCAGUUUCUUCCACCAGACCACCUUCAGCCUGCCGGUGAGCCGCGCCAGGGCCUUCAUCCAGGACGUCCAGCGGCUGCGGGACCUGAACCCGAAGUCUCUCUGCGGCGUGGAGCUCUACGACGGGAUCCUCAUGCGCUACGUCAAGUCCUCCACGGCGCACCUCGGGAAGCCGGCGACGCGAGGGGAGUCGGCCGACAUGAUGGACUUCGACAUGACCUACUACAGAAGCCGUGACCCAGGGAGGGCGCGCCUCCACCAGGACGUGAUGGAGGAGAUCGAGCAGAUGGGGAUAUUCAAGUACGGUGGGCUGCCGCACUGGGGGAAGAACCGCAACCUCGCCUUCAUUGGUGUGGCGCGCAAGUACCCGGGGAUGCGCCAGUUCCUGCGUGUCAAGAACGCCUACGACCCGGACGGCCUCUUCUCCAGCGACUGGAGCGACAUGAUGCUCGGCGUUGGUGCCGGAACGCCCACCAAGGACGCGCCCGGGUGCGCGCUAGAAGGAAUGUGCGUGUGCUCGCAGGACGCGCACUGCGCUCCAGAUCAAGGCUACCUCUGCAAGCCCGGAAAGGUCUACACCAGUGCCAGGGUCUGCACCAAAGGAUAGCCCGUCUAAUUUGGAAGAACAGAAACACACCAGCUGCCUAGAACUCCCAAACGCAACCUAGAGUUGAACCAGUUAAGCAAUAGCAUUAUAAUUUACCUGGAGUCAUGUUUAGUUUAAACAAUGAGACUAUGUAUCCUUCAUACAAAUAUAAUACAUUGUG